Messenger RNA from Thrips palmi, 4641 nucleotides. Its product is annotated as extensin-like. The record is from RefSeq and is a predicted model, not a curated record. The coding region runs from base 277 to 3165 and encodes 962 amino acids. Gene Ontology annotation, cellular component: NURF complex. Gene Ontology annotation, biological process: regulation of transcription by RNA polymerase II. Gene Ontology annotation, molecular function: RNA polymerase II cis-regulatory region sequence-specific DNA binding. The transcript has 2 exons. Lineage: Eukaryota; Metazoa; Arthropoda; Insecta; Thysanoptera; Thripidae.
AUGCGGGGAGGACCGACGUCGAACCGUCGCGAGGUCCAGCAGGAGGCGUGUCAGUAACACUCGCGAGCGAGCGUGCGUGCGUGCGCGUGUUGGUGCGUGUGUGUGUGUGUGUGUGACUCAAGUGCGAACGUGUGUGAGUCUGUGUGAGUGUGUGCCAGUGCCGCCGCGUCAGUGAGACAAGUGUGCAAAAAGUGCAAGUGUGUUGACACACUGGAAACAAAGUGAGAGUGACAAGGAGUGUACGUGAGGACUCUAUUUUCUCGACCAGCAUCCAGGAUGUGGACCACUAAGGUGACCGCGCUGGCACUGGUGGCGACGCUGUGCUCCGCCAUCACGGCCCCGGUGCAGCCCGACGCGCAGCCCACGGCCCAGCCCGCCGCGGACGCCCAGCGCGACCAGCACGACCAGCAGGGCCAGCACGCGGCGCAGCGCAGGGAGGCGCCCGUGCCCGCGGACAGCGGCGGCCACCACGACGACCUGUUCCCGCCGUCCGGGGACGCCCUCGCCAGCGGCGGGCUCUUCAGCGGCUCCUCGGGGCUGUCGGCCCUCGACUCGGCCGGCUUCGGCGACGCGUCGGCAGGCUUCCCGUCGUCGGCGUACGGCGCACCCGAGUCCGCGCCCGAGACCUCGUACGGCGCCCCCGCGCCCCCGCCCGUGUACGGCGUGCCCGGCACCAACCCGGGCCGCCCGCUAGGUCCGCCUGCCAGCUCGUACGGGCCGCCGCCGUCCGGGCCACCGGAAGACAACUACGGGCCGCCACCCCCCCAGAGGCCCUCGUCGUCGUACGGGCCGCCGCCCCGGCCGCGGCCCAAGUACGGGCCCCCCAAGCCGCAGUACGGGCCGCCGCCACCGCCGCCCAGGCCCAACUACGGGCCGCCGCCCCCGCGCCCGCAGUCGUCUUACGGGCCGCCCAAGCCCCAGUACGGGCCGCCGCCUCCAAGACCGUCGUACUCGCCGCCCAAGCCUCAGUACGGCCCGCCGAAGCAGUCCUACGGGCCGCCUCCACCGUCCUUCCAUCCACCCAAGCCCCAGUACGGACCACCACCAAGCCCGCCCAAGCAGCAGUACGGACCCCCGCCCAGCUUCCCCAAGCCCCAGUACGGGCCGCCCCCAAGCCCUCCCAGGCCGCAGUACGGACCUCCACCCAGCCCUCCCAAGCCCCAGUACGGGCCACCCCCAAGCCCGCCUAAACCCCAGUACGGACCCCCGCCUAAGCAGUACGGACCCCCGCCGAAACCAGAGUACGGACCUCCCCCUAGUCCUCCUAAACCUCAAUACGGUCCUCCACCCAGCCCGCCCAAGCCCCAGUACGGACCUCCCCCGAGUCCGCCCAAGCCCCAGUACGGACCUCCACCGAGCCCGCAGUACGGACCGCCACCAAGCCCGCCGAAGUCACAGUACGGACCUCCCCCUAGCUCGCCGUCGUCCCAGUACGGGCCGCCGCCGUCCUUCUCGGCGCCCAGCUCGCAGUACGGCCCUCCGUCCGGCCCCGGGCGCGGCGCUGGCGGCCCGCCCACGCCACCUGAGAUCAAGUACGACGGCUGGCAGCCAGUGGCGGGCCUGUCGCUCAACUCCGUCUCCCACUCUGGCGGCCACUCCAGCGGCCACUCCAGUGACUUCUCCAGCGGCCACUCCAGCGGGCUGUCCAGCUCGUACGACGGGCCGCCGCCCCCGGCGCAUGACCAGGGCGCUGGCGGCUACUCUGACGUGUCGGGUCCUUCGGGUGACAUCUCCGGCCCCGCCGCGCCGGCCGCGCCCAGCGGCAACUACGGUGCCCCGGACAACUACAACAACUACAACCAGCAGCAGUCGAGCGGGGCGCCCAGCGUGCCCAGCAACUCCUACGGCCUGCCCUUCGGCCAGCCCAAGCACCCUAUCCUGCACCGGCAGCCCGUGCCCGUCGGCCUGCUCGAGUCCAUCGGGGACGCCGUCAAGAACGACCUCCACGGCCAGUACAAGGGCAACACGUACAUCCCGCCCGCCGUGCCGGACCACGGCUCCAGCGCGUCCUCCUACCAGCACGGCGGCCUCGGCCUCGGCAGCGGGGCGCUGUCCGCGCUCACCGGCGGCGGCGGCGACUUCUCCAUCUCGCAGUCCUUGAGCUACGACCUCGGCCAGCAGCAGCAGCAGCACCCGGGGCUGGACCUGGCCGCCUCCAACGGGUACGCCAACGCCUUCGGCGGCCUGUCCGGGCUGGCGGCGCCGGCCCCGCUGCAGGCCCCGGCGCUGGACUACGGCGCGCCGCAGUCGUCUCCGAGUGCCUACCAGCAGCCCGAGCCCAUCGACGACCCGUCGCUCGUGAACCCCAACGCGUACCAGCAGCAGCCGCAGCAGCCGCAGCACUCCGAGGAGCAGGUCUCCAGCAGCGGCGCCGGCGACUACCCCUCGGCGCCGGGUAACUUGUACGGCGCGCCGUCGCAGCAGCAGUCCGUGGCCGUGCAGUACAACUCGGUGGCGCCCGCGGGCCGGACGCGCGCCCAGGAGGCCAAGGACUCCGACGAGGACGUGGCCGCGGUGCAGCAGCAGCCGCCAGCCAGCAGCGGCGCCAGCGUCAAGACCAUCCCGAUCCAGGGCGCCAAGGGCAACUACACGCUGCAGAUCCAGUCGGCGGGCGGCCGCGACGUGGACGUGCCGCACGAGCAGGUGCUGUCCGAGGGGCUGCUGCAGAACAUCCUGGCCGCCAUCGAGCAGCAGCAGUCGCCGGCCGCCACCGCUGAGUCGCAGCAGCUGCUGGAGGGGCUGCCCGGGCCGCACGCCGAGUUCCUGGCCGGCUUCAGCGGCGCGCAGGUGCAGCCCAGCCUGGGCCUGGACAUCCCCGGCCUCAGCAUGCUGGACCUCUCCGGCCUCGGCGACGGCAAGCUGGUGUCGCAGCGCGAGGUGCAGGCGGGGACGCAGCAGCAGCCCGGCAACGUGGCGCUGUACUUCAACGACGCCCAGCAGCAGCAACAGCAGCAGCAACAGCAACAGCAACAGCAGCAGCAACAGCAACAGCAAAUCGACGCCGCCGCCGCUGCCUCGAAAACCAGCGACGCCGGCAGCUACGUCAAGUUCGCCGACGACCACGUCAACUUCCAGUACAGCGCCCCCGCGGCGCCGGCCGCCAGCGAGACGGGCUCCAAGCACCACGGCAACCACCACAGCAACCACCAGGCGGGCAGCCAAUGAGUCACCGCGCCAUCGAUAGACUGAUUUCCUCAACGCGAAAACGAAAACUAGAUGUAGGUUAGCCGGACACUGAAAGAAAAAUGAUGGCAAAAUCGCUAGUCGAGGUCUGGAUGUCCCUCCGCACUGUAUUCCGCCCUCAACUCAAAUUGUCCUGGUUUCUUCCUGUGUCGGGAAGAUCCGGCGCUUUGUGUGGCUCUGGAUCUUCCUUUUCAGAGGAAUGGAUCUGCGGCAGUUUUGGAACUGGGUGUGAAUAUAAUGUUAAGGAGAGAGUGCUUCGGAACCAUUGCCUUUUCCAAAUGUAAAUAUUCCAUGGAGUGACUGCGAAGGAAUGCCUGUGUGUGAGAGAGAGAUGAGUGUGCCUGUGUGCGUGUUCGCGCGUGACAACGAGUGCGAGAGAGAUGGAAGCCCCUCGUGGCCGACCAAAGAAGGCAGUGUGUUUUGGGGAAUUCCCAAAAUCGCUGUCGUUUGGCUGAGGGGUGCUUCGUGCCUCUCACUGCGUUCUCACGACCUGGAUCGCCGAUCCGAACUUAUUCUUGUUUUUUACUUUUCUAAUGUAUUUUUUCAAAUCACCAUUGUACGGAAAAGUUGCUCAGCUGAGGAAUGUUAGUGAUUUAAAAAUGAUUUUAUAACAACAUGCGUUGUAUACGAGUGCGGCAGUUUUCUUCGUCGAUAUUUUCAUAAAAAUUGUAUAUUUAACGAAAGUUAGUCAGUGUGAUAGUUCGGUAGAAAGCCUAUUGGUGAGCUACUUUGAGGCCAAGAUUGUUUUGGCCUCAGUACGGGUGCUACGCUCACCAACAACCAAGAAGAGAAUUGUAAAUUCCCAACAUAUCUUAACUACCGCUGUGCGUUUCAUUGUCGUUGCCUAUUGAGGCAAUGAUUUAAAUAUGACACGUGUUAAUAAUUGUUCUAAGGGCUCUGUGUAGAUUUCAGACAUGGCUUAUUUUUCUUGUCGUAAAUCUGUCUGAUGUGUGCUCCAAAGCUUUAAAUUAGGAGUAAGAAUAGAAUUGCUUUGUUUUUUCUUCAUUUAAUCGUAAGUACUGCGCUGCCGGUUUACUGCUCUGUAAAACUGGCAGCCGAUGGGAGGAAUGCUUCUCUAGAUCAGUAAUGUACAUUGCCAAAACUCUUCCUUAUUUAUGAAUAAUUAAAUGAAUGCUCACUGGGCGAGAACGUCACUUUCGCGCAGUACUUCGCGCCACCCAGUUAGUUAGGGUUUAGUAUAAAUGUGUACAAAACCAGGUGUGCCAAUAUACUAACAGUCAAAAAUUGUAUUUAUCAAAGUCGCGCUGUAAAUUUAGAGUGAAUUUGCGACAAAGGCUAUUUUUGGGGGUUCGGAAAAAAGAGAUUGGCUGCGCUGGCAAAUAUACUGUCAAUGGUGUGACAAAAAAAUGUAUUGUUUUGUUAUCGUUUGCUAUUUUUCCUGCAUACUCGAAUAAUUAUGUGUACAUAUGCAAAAAUAAAUCUUAUUUAUUAAAUCGA